AUGGGAUUGGCUUCAACACAGGAUUGGUUCGUCUCCGAGUGCGGUGUUGGCUUUGGGAAGCUCCGGCAACUCCAUCACUUCGAGCUUAAAGGUGUCAGACGAGCCGGAUUUCAGAAGACUAUGAGAGAGCUGAUACAAGAAGUUGUAACUCAACGGAAGGCAGCUAGUCAAAGAGCGCUCAAUUGGGCAAAGAAAGCGGACAAAACUGGUGCGGCGAAUACCGGAAAGAAGAAUGUUUUAUCGCCUGUUCGUGGCACUGAUGGAAGUGUUAAACCACAAAAGAAUAGAAACCGGAAAACGAAGCUAAAGGCAAGGCACUACAAAGAAAUGGCGAACAUCAUGCUCAAAUUUCCCGAGGAAGCCUUUGAGAAACGAAAUGGCUUUGUCAAGCAACUUUACGUUUGUGCAAACAUGCAAUGGAAGUCCUACGAGAAUUGGGAAAAAAAAAUCGAAGAUUAUCUCGAUAAUCAUCGGAACGGAGACAAAACGGCAGUACUCACUAGUAAAAGAGAAAAACUGGAGAUCACGAAGCUUAGAGAGCUAAAAGAAAGCUUGGAUUUGAAAUUUGAAGCCGUUAACUCCAAGAUUGAUGUUCUGCAUGAAAUGUUGACAAAGCUAACUCUUGCCGUGAAAAAUGAUUUAGAGAAGUUACCACUUGUUUGCGGUCACCACGUAUUUUUCUCUCAUCUCAUCUUGCUUUGC
Molecule: messenger RNA, 702 nt
Organism: Mesorhabditis belari
Lineage: Eukaryota; Metazoa; Nematoda; Chromadorea; Rhabditida; Rhabditidae
Source: the annotation of a GenBank genome assembly